This is a messenger RNA of Phyllostomus discolor (pale spear-nosed bat), 3224 nucleotides long. RefSeq names its product solute carrier family 49 member 3 (gene SLC49A3). Gene Ontology annotation, biological process: transmembrane transport. Gene Ontology annotation, cellular component: membrane. The record is from RefSeq and is a predicted model, not a curated record. The coding region runs from base 47 to 1528 and encodes 493 amino acids. The transcript has 10 exons. NCBI's taxonomy places the organism in Eukaryota, Metazoa, Chordata, Mammalia, Chiroptera, Phyllostomidae. Gene Ontology annotation, molecular function: transmembrane transporter activity.
CCGCCCUGCCUACACCAGGCCCGCGAGGCCGGGUCGCUGGUGCGCAAUGGCAGGGCCGUCGGGGACAGCUCAGUGGGCCUCCGAGUCCCUGGCCCUGGGCAAGCUGCGGGUCUACCGCGCCUACGCACGCCGCUGGGUCUUCCUCCUGGUGGUCAGUCUGCUCAGCUGCUCCAAUGCCAUGCUGUGGCUCAGCUUUGCACCCGUGGCCGACACCAUCGCCCAGUUCUUCAGCCUGUCCACCAAUCAGGUCAACUGGCUCUCGCUGGUCUACUUUGUGGUGUCCAUCCCAUCUGGCCUGGUGGCCAUUUGGGUCCUGGACUCAGUCGGGCUCCGCUGGGCGACCAUCCUGUGUGCGUCGCUGAACUUCGUCGGGAGUGUGCUCCGUGCCAUGCCCUGCAUGCCUGCUACCGUGCCCAGCCCGUUCGCCUUCCUCAUGUGUGGCCAGAGCCUCUGUGCCCUGGCCCAGACCCUGGUCGUCUUCUCUCCGGCCAAGCUGGCCGCCUUGUGGUUCCCGGAGCACCAGCGAGCCACGGCCAACAUGAUCGGCACCAUGGCAAACCCCCUGGGUGCCCUGGUGGCCAACGUGCUGUCUCCUGCCCUGGUGAAGAAGGAGGGUGACGUCCCCCUAAUGCUGGGCAUCUACGUGAUUCCCGCCGGCCUUGCCUGCCUGCUGGCUACUGCCUGCCUCUGGGAGAGUGUGCCCCCCACCCCGCCCUCCGCGGGAGCAGCCCAGUCCACCUCGGAGAAGUUCCUGGACGGGCUGAAGCUGCUCCUGCGGAACAAGGCCUACGUGGUCCUGGCCGUGUGCUUUGGGGGCGGCAUCGGCAUCUUCUCCAGCUUCUCCGUGCUCCUGCAGCAGGUCCUCUGUGUGGAAGGCUACUCCAACGAGUUCGCGGGCCUCUGUGGGGCUCUCUUCAUCGUGUCUGGGAUCCUGGGGGCGCUGGGCCUCGGCCUGUACGUGGACCGGACCAGGCAUUUCACAGAAGCCGUCAAGGUUGGCUUCUGCCUGACCUCUUUGGUCUGCGUGGCCUUUGCCGUGGUGUCCCAGCUGCGGGGACAGGCCAUCGCGCUGGCCAUCAUCUGCGCGCUGCUCGGGCUCUUCGGCUUCUCCGUGGCGCCCGUCGCCACGGAGCUGGCGGUGGAGUGCUCCUUCCCCGUGGGGGAGGGCGCCGCUGCCGGCCUGGUCUUCGUACUGGGGCAGGUGGAAGGCGUGCUCGUCAUGCUGCUGCUGACCGCCCUGACUGUGCGCCGCUCGAAGCCAGGCUUCUCCACCUGCCGAGGGGACCAGGACUCCCUGGAUUGGGAGGUGCCCAUGCUGCUGAUGGCCGGCCUCUGCACACUCUUCAGCUGCUGUUUGGUGCUCUUCUUCCACACCCCAUACCGGCGCCUGCAGGCCGAGGCCAGCACCGGCCCUUGCGACAAGGACCACGCAGCCCCAUGGCAGACCCUCCCUGAGGCCCCGUCCGGGCACCCUGAGGGCCCCGGCAGCUCCGAAGCUGCAGGAAGCCCUGUGGCAGCUCACUCCUAGAGCCGAGAAGCUGGCUGGGGGGUGGGGGGGGGAGGGCGCUGGAGCUCUGGUCACCUGGGCUGUGACAGCCACUGCUGAGCCUGGGCACAGCGAGGUGGCCCAGUGGCCAUGCCAGACCCGAGGUGGCUAGCACAGGGCGUGUGAGAAUGUGGCUGAUGGGGGGCUGGAUGGCCUGGGGUCCCCGAGGGCCCCAGUCGUCUGGAGUGCACAGGGGUGGGGGAGCCUCCCUUGAAGGGGCCCCUCCCAGAGCCUCUCUCAACCUCGGUCACGGAGGGAGCAGACGCUCAGUCUGGGCGCCGACAGCUGGGGCCGGGCGGGGCUGGGGGUGGCAGAGGCAGGGCCCACGGGCGCAUGUGCCCCCCAGGCCCUCCGGACCCAGGUGGACGUGUCCUUGUCCCUACAGACACUGGUAGGCAGGUUUGUGGAUGCAGGUUUAUUGAACUGGCCACAGCCCGGGUGGGGUGGGGACGCCCCUCACUCCUCCUUCUCCUCCCCGUGGGUGAGCACAUAGCUCAGCGCCUUGUAGUCCAGGUUGCCUGCAGCAUCGAUGGUCGCAAACUGGAACAUCUGGUCGACCUGCAAGCAGGGUGCUGGGGGUCAGAUCCAGGCAGCAGCGGACAAGCAAAGGGCCCCUAAGGGUUGCAGCCCGAGGGCGAGUGACAGGCCCUGAGCUCCAGCUGGCUCUGGCCUUGUUGCCACGUCUGGGGGAGGGGCGAGGUCACUCCAGGGCAAGGGGCAGGCUGGGGCCAGCCGCAGGGUGACCCGUCCCGUAGCAGCACUGCAGCACAUCUCAGCAGGGGCACUCCCCCCGCUGACCCCUGGAGUCCUGGGGGGCCAUGGGAGGGGGCAGCAGGCGGGGCGAAGGGCCAAACCUCCUCUGCAGUCAUCUUGUCAGCCUGGGACAUGAGCAGCCGUUUGAUGCUGAGGAUGAGGAGAGAGGCCUGAGUUAGCUGCUCUGAAGAAGGGGUCAGCACAGGACAGCUGGACAGUGACGGGGCGGGGGGGGUGGCUGCAACCUGAGCAGGUCACAGCAUGCUCGCCCAUGGGGGUGGGAAGCCUCUCCCGACACACACACACAGGGGUCACUGUCCCUGUGGGGCGGAGAUGAGGGUGAUGGGAGGCAAGUGCCCAGCAGACACGCUGCCCUGGGGUUGGCCCGGGGAGCCCCCAGACCCAGCACUAGCCCAGAGGCAGGACGGGUUCACCCGCUGUUGUAUUGAGGGAAGCUGGGCGGGGCGUGGGCUCGGGGCCCCAGGCACCUGAGCCACACUCACUAGUCCUUGUUGAUGCUGCCUUUGCCAUCGGGGUCCAGCAUCUUGAAGGCGUUCAGGAUGGUCUCCUCAGUAUCCGUACCUGUCCACAGAGACCCCAGGCCUGCUCUGGCUGCCUGUGCUCAUGCCACCCUGUGCCAUCAGCCUGGAGGGCCCUCCCACCCACCCCCAGCACCUGGCACCCUGCAGCCCCUGCCUGGGGCACCUGUGCUCAGGGUCCCGCCCAGGCCCAGGGCUGGGCACGUGCCCAGGGAGCGGGGGCUGAGGCGAAGUGGGGAAGGGUACAAGAGGUGUGGGGGGCACACGUGUGGGUCCCAGAAAGCCGGGUCCCAGGGCUUUUCGGGAGAUGUGAAAGCCCGGAUUUGUAUCAGGGGUGUCUGCAUUUCUAAAUAAACACACAGCCUGGCCGAGGCGGAGGGCUCACC